Aspergillus heteromorphus CBS 117.55 is the source of this 1255-nucleotide messenger RNA. Its product is annotated as ERF4 family protein. Gene Ontology annotation, cellular component: extrinsic component of endoplasmic reticulum membrane; endoplasmic reticulum palmitoyltransferase complex. Gene Ontology annotation, biological process: peptidyl-L-cysteine S-palmitoylation; protein targeting to membrane. NCBI's taxonomy places the organism in Eukaryota, Fungi, Ascomycota, Eurotiomycetes, Eurotiales, Aspergillaceae. The annotation marks the transcript as partial. The transcript has a single exon. The record is from RefSeq and is a predicted model, not a curated record.
AUCCAGUCCUCGAUCUUGCGACCGCCCUCGGUUCGACUCGCCAACCCCGUCAACUACGUCCCUCGCAUCACCCCGGUGACCGUCCCCCAGUUCCAGUCGUCCGACGACAGCCUCCCGCUCGACGGCCACCGCGACGCAUACCCUCUCCUGACCAUCCCCGAACGCCGUCGCAGCCGCCCGACGCCGUCGCCGAACAGUCUGGUGGUGGAGCGCAGCCAGGGGGAAACGGAGAGCGGACGCUCCAGCAUCGCACUGCCGCGAGGCCAGAGGCGCAGCGGGACAUUUGACAAACACCCGCUGUCGGAAGAGAUGCCCGACUCGGCAUCGCAUGGCGCUCAGGAGGCAAAGGACCCCCGCCCCCCGGAGCAGGCGCAUUUGGGCCUGGAGUUCAUGCCCGACGGCCCAGGGCCCCUUCACGGGGACCGCCCGCGGCACAUCCAGUCGCAGUCCUCCCUGCGGUCCCAGUCGCACAUCGCGUCCGUCCCGUCCAAUCCGGGCCAUCCCAACGGCGGGGAAGCCGACGUGGCGGAGGAGUUGGCAUGGGGGCCCGCGCACCCGUGCUAUCCGCACAUCAACCCACACGUCUCGAUCGGAUCGGAGGAGUACUUGACGACCCGCGUAAUUCGCAUCCGACGCGACUGGAUGAUCAAGGGCGACCUUGCUCCGACGUUUUCCAACCUGUACCCCGAGAUCCUGGACCCGCUGCUCCCGGAACAAGAGUUCCGGAAGGUGAUCGCGAUGGUGAACGACGAGCUCGCCAAGGCGUUCGACCCGUUCAGCUUCCGCAACAUCCUCGACAGCGCGCUGAGCCUGUUGACAGGGUGGAUCUGGGAGGACAUCGGCGCGCCGGGGAUCAAAGGGCACCUGGCGCGGGUGGAAGCCUGGCUAGAGAGAUGGAACCGCGAGGUCGGGGCCAAGGACGGGGUACGCAUAUGGAGCCUCCGACGGACGGCGUACAUGUCGAUCGACAUCCAGAUCCCCGAUCCCAAGGUCGGGAUCAUCCGCAGCGAGGGGGGGCCAUCCCUUCCCGGCACGCGACCCAGCAGCGGUGUCUGAACCAUUCAUUGUCUGCGUCUUUUUCCUUCUUGUGUUUACUUUUCUACAUCUUUUAAUCGCCUCCUGGAUGCCCGACUUUCUGUCUACGGUCCCGGGUUCCUUAUGAUAUCCACGCCUGGUGAUACCGUCGAGCCACCUCGGAUGAUGGUUCUCUGUCGAUAUUUUGUUUCUUGUGUCUAUACCCUUCAGGCCUGCGUGU